CCCGCGCGCUCGGUGGUGCCACUCGGGUCCCCAUGAGCCCGCUUCCCCCCGGCGCCCGGGCGUCCCGCAGCCCCUGACCUGCCCUGUCCUCGCCAUGGCCGAGGCGGCCUCGGGCGCCGGGGGCACGACCCUGGAGGGGGAGCGGGGGAAGAGGCCCCCGCCCGAGGGCGAGCCUGCGGCGCCUGCGUCUGGAGUCCUGGAUAAACUAUUUGGGAAGAGGCUCCUGCAGGCUGGCCGCUACCUGGUGUCCCACAAGGCAUGGAUGAAGACGGUGCCUACCGAGGACUGUGACGUGCUCAUGACCUUCCCAGACACCACUGAUGACCACACGCUGCUGUGGCUGCUGAAUCACAUCCGAGUGGGCAUCCCCGAGCUGAUCGUGCAAGUUCGCCACCACCGCCACACGCGUGCCUAUGCCUUCUUCGUCACAGCCACAUAUGAGAGCCUGCUCCGAGGGGCCGACGAGCUGGGUCUGCGUAAGGCAGUGAAGGCCGAGUUUGGCGGGGGCACCCGCAGCUUCUCCUGCGAAGAGGACUUCAUCUACGAGAACGUGGAGAGCGAGCUGCGCUUCUUUACUUCGCAGGAGCGGCAGAGCAUCAUCCGCUUCUGGUUGCAGAACCUACGGGCCAAGCAGGGGGAGGCGCUGCACAACGUGCGCUUCUUGGAGGACCAGCCAAUCAUCCCGGAGCUGGCUGCCCGAGGCAUCAUACAGCAGGUGUUUCCGGUCCACGAGCAGCGCAUUCUGAAUCGUCUCAUGAAGUCCUGGGUGCAGGCCGUGUGUGAAAACCAGCCUUUAGAUGACAUCUGUGACUACUUUGGGGUGAAGAUCGCCAUGUAUUUUGCCUGGCUGGGCUUCUACACGUCGGCAAUGGUUUACCCUGCUGUCUUUGGCUCUGUUCUGUAUACAUUCACUGAGGCGGAUCAGACAAGCCGGGAUGUCUCCUGUGUUGUCUUCGCUCUCUUCAACGUGAUCUGGUCAACACUGUUCUUGGAGGAGUGGAAACGGCGGGGAACCGAGCUAGCUUACAAGUGGGGGACACUAGACUCACCUGGGGAAGCUGUGGAGGAGCCACGACCCCAGUUCAGGGGCAUCCGUCGCAUCAGCCCCAUCACUCAGGCUGAGGAGUUCUACUACCCGCCCUGGAAGCGAUUGCUCUUCCAGCUGCUCGUCAGCCUGCCUCUGUGCCUGGCCUGUCUUGUCUGCGUCUUCGUACUGAUGCUCGGCUGCUUCCAGCUGCAGGAGCUGGUCCUGAGUGUCAAGGGUCUGCCCCGCCUGGUUCGAUUUCUGCCCAAGGUCAUGCUGGCCCUGCUGGUCAGCGUGAGCGCCGAGGGCUACAAGAAGUUAGCCGUGUGGCUCAACGACAUGGAGAAUUACCGGCUAGAGAGCGCUUACGAGAGGCACCUUAUCAUCAAAGUCGUCUUGUUCCAGUUUGUCAACUCCUACCUGAGUCUGUUCUACAUCGGCUUCUACCUCAAAGACAUGGACCGCCUGAAAGAGAUGCUGGCCACUCUACUCAUCACCCGGCAGCUGCUGCAGAACGUGCGCGAAGUGCUGCAGCCGCACCUGUACCGCAGGCUGGGCAGCGGGGAGCUGGGUCUGCGCGCCGUCGGGGAACUGGCUCGGGCCCUGCUAGGCCUGCUGAACCCCUUGCGCCCGGACCCCCGACGGCACCUGGAGGCCCAGGCUGAUGAGGGAGGAGUGGGGAGCCACAGGUGCCUGGGCGGAGGCUGCGGGGCGCCGGAGGAAGAGGAAGAGCCGGUGGUGGUGGAGCGGAGGCCCGCAGGGGAAGGCGGAGAGGUCCCAGAUGGGACUCGGGGUGGCAAGGAGGAGGAGGACGAGGAGGAUGAGGAUGAGGACGACGAGGACGACGAGGACGAGGGCGAGGAAGGCGGCCUCCUGGACUGCGGGCUGCGCCUUAAGAAGGUCAGCUUUGCCGAGCGGGGCGCAGGGCGGCGCAGGCCAGGCCCGGGCCCAGACGGCCUCCUGGAGGAGGGGAGCCCCACCAUGGUGGAGAAAGGGCUGGAGCCUGGCGUGUUUACGCUGGCUGAGGAAGACGAUGAGCCGGAGGGACCUCCCGGCAGCCCCGGGCCAGAGCCCCCGACGGUCUUACUCCGUCGCGCGGGCGGUGAGGGCCGAGACCAGGGUCCUGAUGGAGGCCGAGACCCGGAGACCGGCUCCGGCGACACGGCUGGGAGACAGAAGCACAACAGGUCCUCCUGGAUCGACCCGCCGGAGGAGGAGCAUUCGCCGCAGCUCACGCAGGCAGAGCUGGAGAGUUGCAUGAAGAAGUAUGAGGACACGUUCCAGGACUACCAGGAGAUGUUUGUGCAGUUUGGCUACGUGGUACUCUUCUCCUCUGCCUUCCCACUGGCUGCCCUGUGUGCCCUAGUCAACAACCUGAUUGAGAUCCGAAGCGACGCCUUCAAGCUAUGCACCGGCCUACAGCGGCCCUUUGGACAGCGUGUGGAGAGCAUUGGCCAGUGGCAGAAGGUCAUGGAGGCGAUGGGUGUGCUGGCCAUCGUGGUGAACUGCUACCUCAUCGGCCAGUGUGGCCAGCUGCAGCGUCUCUUCCCCUGGCUGAGCCCGGAGGGGGCCAUCGUGUCUGUGGUGGUGCUAGAGCACUUGGCUUUGCUAGUCAAGUACCUCAUCCAUGCGGCCAUCCCUGACAUCCCGGGCUGGGUGGCCGAGGAGAUGGCCAAACUGGAGUACCAGCGACGGGAAGCCUUCAAGCGGCACGAGCGCCAGGCGCAGCAGCGCUUCCAGCAACAGCAGCGGCGACGGCGGGAGGAGGAGGAGCGGCAGCGGCACGCGGAGCAGCAGGCGCGGCGGGAGCGCGACGCGGGCGGCCGCGAGGAGGCGCGCGCGGAGGCCCCGGGUCCCGACCCCGCGGCGGAGCGCGGCGCGGCCAAGGCCAAGGGCGGCGAGCGGCCCCGAAGGCCCGGAGCGCUGCUGCCGCCCGGCCCGGUGCUGCGGCUGAAGCAGAUCAUCCCGCUGCAGGCCCGGCCGCCCGCGCCCGCCGGCUGCGCGCCCCCGCCGCGCUCGCCCGCGGACACGCGCCUGCCCGCCUUCCUCAGCCUGCGCUUCCUCAAGGCGCCCGAGCGCGGCCCGUCCCCGCCGCGGCCCGGGAAGCUGUUCGCCUUCACGGCGCGCGAGUCCGCGGCCAACGGGGCCCCCGGGGGAGGCGCGCGCGCGCACAGGAGCGCCGGGGACGAGCCUGCGGCCGCCGAGCCAGAACCUCGGCCCGAGGACGCAGGUCACAGGCCUUAA
This is a messenger RNA of Peromyscus eremicus (cactus mouse), 3268 nucleotides long. RefSeq names its product anoctamin 8 (gene Ano8). The transcript has 17 exons. Gene Ontology annotation, cellular component: plasma membrane. The record is from RefSeq and is a predicted model, not a curated record. Gene Ontology annotation, biological process: chloride transmembrane transport. NCBI's taxonomy places the organism in Eukaryota, Metazoa, Chordata, Mammalia, Rodentia, Cricetidae. Gene Ontology annotation, molecular function: chloride channel activity. The coding region runs from base 95 to 3268 and encodes 1057 amino acids.